AUGAAGACCAUUCUUUUCUUGGUAGCCAAUGUUCUUUUGGUUUCUGCUGGACCAACUGUCCAAAUCGCACCUGGAACUGUAGAAGGAUUUGACUUCGUUACUUCAUCUGGUUCAACCUCCGAAAUUUUCCUUGGAGUUCCAUUUGCUCAACCACCUGUUGGUGAUCUACGUUUCGAGAAGCCUGCUGAGAUUUUACAAUUCACUGAUGGAUAUGUUAACGCUUCAGCUUUUGGGUUCUCAUGUCAUCCUCAUGCCAAGGCUGCCAUGCCUCAUCCAACUAGCGAAGACUGUUUGUUCAUGAACAUCAUUAAGCCAAAAGUAGUAACUGAGCCUCUCCCUGUUCUUGUUUGGAUUCACGGUGGAGGAUUUGAGUUCGGAUCUACUCAUAACUUCGGGUACAAGGGAUUCGCUAACGUGUACAAUCCUAAAGGUGUUAUCGUUAUUUCCAUCCAAUAUCGUGUCGGUAUCUAUGGAUUCCUCUCUACCGGAAACAAUAUCAUUCCUGGUAACCUUGGUCUCUGGGAUAUGACUGAAUCUCUCAAAUUCAUUAACAAAUAUAUUUCUGCUUUCGGCGGAGAUCCAAAUCAAGUCACAGUCUGGGGACUCUCAGCAGGAGGAUGUGCCGCAGGACAACUUGCAAUUUCUCCAUUCUCAAGAAACUUCCUCCAAAGAACUAUCCAAAUGUCUGGAUCACCAUUCUCAUCGUGGGGUUACGGACCAACUGUACCUGUUGGAUCAUGGGAUGUUAUCGAACGUGUUGGUUGUAAAGAUGUAGCCGAUGUUAAGGCCUGCAUGAAGGAUGCUAGUGUUGAAGAAAUCUAUGAUGCCACAGCUCAAUCUGGAUGGUCUACCGCUGAUCUCAACACAGUCAAAUGGGGACCAGUUAUCGAUGGAGAGUUCAUGACUGAUACUGCUGAUGUUAUGGCUAAAAAUAUCACCCAAAAGAAACCAGCCUAUCUCGGACUUGGAAACAAAGAUGGAGGAUUCUUCACUCUCAUGGGAAUGAACCCCUACCUUCAUCAAAUGGAGUUGACUAAUGCUCAAUUCCAAAGUUUCAGCCGUCAAGAUCUUGUCAACACUAUCAGAAGAUUAAUUGCUAAGAAGUUCUUCCCUCUCAACCAUGAGAAGGUAGUCAAGAAGUUGGUUGACUUCUACGUCGACCAAGGAGCUAACAACUCAGUUGGAUCAGGAUUCUAUGUUGAUAGAUACUCUCUGUUCUUGAACGAUAUCUUCUUCACUGUACCUGCUGUUCGCGAAUCUGACUUCAGAUCUAAGAACAAUUUCCCAACCUACGUUUACUCCAUGGACCAUUACAAUGGUGCUAUUUGGAAGGGACGUACUGUACCAGAUGAGGCUAAGGGAUCCGUACACACAAACGAGUAUCCAUACAUGUUUGAGUUCUUCCAACUUGGGCUCUUCGAUCUCUUCAGUGACGAAGAGAGACCAGUAACCGAAAGUAUCCGUGAUUCUAUUAUCAACUUCACAAAGACUGGUGUACCCUCCAUUACUCAUACCAACUUCAAGCAAUACGGCGGAUCCAAGCAAUACCUUUCCAUCAACCCUAAGCCUGUUGUUCGUAAUAACUUCUACAAAAACGCUGCUAAGUUAUGGGAUGAUAUUUCCAAGAUGGGAUUCGAUAUUGUGACUAUGAUCCAAUUACGUCAGCAGUAUUAA
Messenger RNA from Auanema sp. JU1783, 1674 nucleotides. NCBI's taxonomy places the organism in Eukaryota, Metazoa, Nematoda, Chromadorea, Rhabditida, Rhabditidae. The record is from the annotation of a GenBank genome assembly.